CAAACAUGGAGUAAAAAAAUAAGAAAAGGAAAAUAAUAAUAAAAAAAAGGGUAAGGAAAUUUGAUUCUCGCAGAAAUCGAAGAUUCAGGAAUUAAUGUGUAGUUGAUAACAAGUGUGGGGAAGUUUAAGGUUGUCUUUUUCGGGUGUUGGGAUUUGGCUUCUUUUUGAAAACGUUGAUCAAAUGGAGACUGACAGGUUGAAUUCUCCAAGUACAUCCUUAAUUAGUUUUGAAGUAUUGGGUCAUCAACUACAGUUCUCCCAGAGACAAAAAGUUCCCCUGGAUUUACUGGAGAGGCUGGGGAAGAAAUUAUUGUUUGAGUUUUUGUGUAUCAGUCAUGGAUCUUCGUGCUUGUUUAUUCUGUGAUUCAGUUAUGGAGAAUCACUGAAUGGACCCUAACUCCAAACAUUUAGGAACAACGGUUUGGGACACAUCAAUGGUGUUUGCCAAAUUUCUGGAAAAGAAUUGCAGAAAGGGAAGAUUUUGCCCAUCCAAACUUAAAAGAAGGCGUGUUAUUGAACUUGGAGCUGGUUGUGGAGUAGCUGGGUUUGGAAUGGCAUUGCUGGGAUGUGAUGUAGUUUCUACAGAUCAAAUAGAGAUUGUGCCAUUGUUGAGGAGAAAUGUAGAACGUAAUAUUUCAAGGAUCAUGCAGAUGAAUUCUAAUUCAGAUUCAUUUGGAUCAAUCCAGGUCGCAGAGUUGGACUGGGGAAAUGAAGAUCACAUAAAAGCUGUUGCUCCACCAUUUGACUACAUUAUUGGUACAGAUGUUGUUUAUGCAGAGCAUCUCUUGGGACCUUUAUUGCAAACAAUAAUAGCAUUAUCAGGCCCCAAAACCACAAUUAUGUUGGGUCAUGAGAUCCGUUCUACUAGUGUCCAUGAGCAAAUGCUUCAGACCUUGAAAGAUCUCUUUGAAGUGAAGAUUGUUCCAAAAGCCAAGAUGGACAGUAUGUACCAACAUCCAAGCAUUCAAAUCUUCAUUAUGGGACUAAAGCCCCCAGCUGUUACUGCAGAGAAGGCGGCCAAUGCUGUUAGCCCAGAUAAGCUGGACAACAAGACUCAAGGUAUUCACCAGCAAGUUAAUGAGGUUGAAACAAGCAAAACAGAUCCAGAAAAGGAAGAGAACUGUGGAAGUAGUACUGUGGUAGAUGAUUUGGAUGGUGAAAUUAUAAAGGAAGAUUAUCUCCCACUUACAAGACUCCCUGAUGGGAAGCUUAAUGACUGGGAGGCAAGAAGAUAUGGCUCAAUGGCUGCCCGGCUUCUACAAGACAUCAAGAUAACUUAAAUUUUCAGCUAUUAUUAUGUGUUAAAAUUUUCGUUAUAUUCCUCAUAUGGGUUAAUGUACAAUUGUGCACCCUCAUUUGUUUCGUUAAGGCACCUAGUUCUUUUUUCAGGAAAAGGCAUGCACAUAGAUCCUAGAAUCCUGUCAUGUUUGGUUGGUUUAUAUUAAGCUUAGAAAACAACGCUUGAAGAUGAAGAUUUUAUCUUGCCAAAUUCUGCAUGUUAUACUACACAACAUGAGCUGGGAAAAAAACAACUCCAGAGCCUUCAUCUUGGAAACAUCUAAACGACAAUGCUCCAUUGUACUUAAAUGUAUAUAGUGAACGUAUAACAAUGCUAGUAGCCUCAGAUCAUACUUUUCUUUAGGAUCUAUCAAUACUUUUACUCUAUCGAAUCAUCCUUUCUGCUAUGGUGUUGAUUUAAAUUAUAUUGUUGUUUUGCUUGCAGAUGCUUUGACGAUUUGAUAUACCUGUUUUUUUCAUUUUCUCACAACCGCAUCACUGCUUUUGGAGAUGGUAAUUUACAAGACAGUGAUGUUAUUCAACUACUCGUAGUGACCACGGAUUGCCGGUGGUGAUGGAAGGUUAUCCGUACGAAUUAUGUGGGCUUAGGUGGGUAGCUCGACCUGUGGAUUGAUCUAUUGGCAUAUGCGUGUAUGAUAAAUGAGGAAAAUGAAAUAAUUUUUAUUUGUUUGUUUGAAUAUUUAAGGUCUGAAAGUGUCCUAGAGGACACAAGAUUAAUGGCCUUUGAAAUUUGAUUUAGUAGCGCAUCCUAUUAUAUGACAUAAUUUCAGAUUAAUUUCUGUUAGUUUCUAAUCAGACAUAAUUUCAGAUU
Durio zibethinus is the source of this 2110-nucleotide messenger RNA. The record is from RefSeq and is a predicted model, not a curated record. Lineage: Eukaryota; Viridiplantae; Streptophyta; Magnoliopsida; Malvales; Malvaceae.